Molecule: messenger RNA, 609 nt
Organism: Nerophis lumbriciformis (worm pipefish)
Lineage: Eukaryota; Metazoa; Chordata; Actinopteri; Syngnathiformes; Syngnathidae
Source: RefSeq, a predicted model, not a curated record
AUGCGCAAAUGGAUGCUGACAUGGAACCUUCCAAAUCUGUUCUCGGGACUCUACCUGCACGCAAUCUUCCUGCUGGGCAGCGUGUGUGUGGUCUACAGUGACUGCACUCCGGCUCAACUCGCUGCCAUCAUGAACUGCUCAAGACACGAGCGUCACACAAGGAAUUACGACUACAUGGAGGGAGGAGAUGUGCGGAUCCGACAGCUGUUCAGUCGCACCCAGUGGUUCCUGACCAUUGAUGAAGAAGGCAACAUCAACGGCACUCAGGAUCCAACUAACUGUUACAGCAUCCUAGAAAUCAGGACCGUGUCUGAGGGGGGCAUACUGGCCAUCAAAGGCAUCAAGAGCCAGCAUUACAUCUCCAUGAACAAAGGUGGACAGCUGCAAGGAAAGAGGACCUACAACGAAAACUGCAACUUCAAAGAGGUUUUCCUAGAAAACUACUUCAAUGCUUACUCCUCAACAAAAUGGACUAAAAAUGGCAGAGAAAUGUUCAUAGCGCUGUCUCAGAAAGGACGGCCCUUGCGAGGGAAAAGGACGAGGCGGGAGCAUGUCGCCUCGCACUUCAUCCCCAUGAAAUGCAGGGAGGAGGAGAGGAGAACGGACUGA